AAAUAUUUCAUGACUGCUUUCUUUAAACCAUGGAGAUUGCCAAGGGAGCAGGAUAAACACAAUCCAAAGUGCUCACAGGAAGCCUUCAGUUGAAUUUUCUAAUUCAAGCAGAACAAUCAACCUUUCGGUGGUCUGAUCUGAGAAUUCAAAAUUGAAAAUGAGAGAGGUUAUUUCUAUUCAUAUCGGCCAAGCUGGUUGCCAAAUGGGCAACGCAUGUUGGGAGCUUUACUGUUUAGAGCAUGGAAUUCAACCCGAUGGAAUGAUGCCAAAUAAUGACUCUAUUGGAGUAGCUGAUGAUUCCUUUAACACGUUUUUCUCGGAAACAAGUUCUGGGAAACACGUACCAAGGGCAAUUUUCGUUGAUUUGGAACCGACGGUGGUAGAUGAGAUAAGAAGCGGAACUUAUCGACAACUAUUUCAUCCUGAUCAACUCAUUACCGGUAAAGAAGAUGCAGCAAAUAACUAUGCUCGUGGCCACUAUACUAUUGGCAAGGAGCAAAUCGAUGUCACAAUUAAUCGGGUGAAAAAAUUGGCAGAGCAAUGCCCCGCUCUUCAAGGAUUUUUGGUCUUUCAUUCGUUUGGCGGAGGCACAGGAUCUGGAUUUGCGUCGCUUCUGCUAGAGCGGCUGUCAAUUGAUUACGGGAGGAAGGCAAAGCUGGGGUUUUCCAUUUACCCCGCCCCCCACAUUUCCACCGCUAUCGUGGAACCAUACAAUGCCUUACUCUACACCCAUACAACAUUGGAACAUACUGACGUUGCGUUUUUAGUGGAUAAUCAAGCUAUAUACGAUAUCUGUAGAGACAACCUUGAUCUAAAGCGACCAACUUAUACAAACUUGAAUCGUCUGAUAGCUCAAAUCAUCUCUUCUAUAACGGCCUCUUUACGGUUUGAUGGCGCUCUAAAUGUUGAUCUCAAUGAGUUCCAAACAAACCUGGUUCCUUACCCGAGGAUUCAUUACCCAUUAGCAACGUAUGGCCCUGUCAUAUCUGCAGACAAGGCUUACCAUGAAAGGCUCUCCGUGAGCGAAAUAACCAAAAACUGCUUCGAGCCUCAAAAUCAAAUGGUUAAAUGCGAUCCUCGUAAAGGGAAGUAUAUGGCUAUCUGUUUGCUUUACCGAGGAGAUGUUGUACCCAAGGAUGUGAAUGCAGCUAUAGCAGAUAUCAAAGUAAAGAAGACGUUGCAGUUUGUCGAUUGGUGCCCUACUGGAUUUAAAGUCGGCAUAAAUUACCAACCUCCAACCGUUGUCCCCGGGGGUGACCUCGCGUCCGUCCAAAGAGCUGUUUCAAUCCUAAGUAACACGACAGCAAUAAGAGAGGCAUGGGCAAACCUGGAUCAUAAAUUUGAUCUAAUGUAUGCCAAACGAGCUUUUGUUCAUUGGUACGUUGGCGAAGGCAUGGAAGAAGGAGAAUUUUCCGAAGCUCGAGAAGAUAUGGCUGCCUUGGAACUCGACUACGAGGAGGUUGGCAACGAUAACUAUUCGGACGAAGAAGACGAUGAUGGUUACGUGGCUGAACGUGGUUAUACGGCACCGAAAAGAACAACACGUAAACAAGCUAGUUCCACUGCUCAAAGCACACGAGAGAACAGCCAUUAUCAAAGCCGGGAUAAAAGUCGAAGCCGAAGCCAAAGCCGAAGUCGAAGUCGAAGCGUAAGCCGCAGCCGGGAUCGUAGUCGGGACUAUUCUCGAAGUCGGGAUCACUCACGUAGUCGCGAUUACUCAAGAAGCCGAGACCCAUCACGCAGCAGAGACAACUCCAGGAGCAGGUCAACAAGUCGCAGACGCUGAAACCACUCUACGUUAUGUACUACAAGAACAUUGAUUGACUCGUCAAACUCUGGCUUGUUAGAAAGAAAUUGGCAUUGUAUGUAGAAAAUUCGGGACGAAUCAUCGUCGAUGUCAUUUGUACAAUUCAUUUUAUUGGGGUCGCACAUUCGCUGAAAUCCAUCUGGUAAGAUUUUUAAUACCGUGGUCCAUUUGUCUUGAGAUAAAGAAAGGUGUUUUUUGGCAAUUAUGAGAGCGGACUGGCGAAUGACCUAAAACAAAUGAAUCACCAAGUGACGUGGUCGAGGUCCCACGUCAGAGUUUUCAACCUAAUGCGCCAAUCUUUAACAAGCUAGAGUUAAACAAGUCAAAACAGGUUGCAUAGAAGAAGUUUUAUAAUGUGUUGUAAUGAUUUAGACUUCUGAAGACAGAAGCAAGUUUGAAUUUUCUGCCUUUUCAGAUAAUGAAGCAUUAAAAACAAGAUGUAAAAUCAAAGUUAUUUUUUCCAAUUUCAUUUGAAUGAUGGAGGUAAAGAGAUAACAUGAUCUUUCCUCACAAGCAAUGGCCCUGGCAACUGUCAACAUAUUGAUAAGGAUUUGGAAAAACUGAUGUUCCAAAAAGUUACAUGGAUGGUUCAGUCAAUACCAGUCAAUUUACGCAACAGAGAAUGUGAAACUUUUCAAAGGAAACUGACCAGAAGUGUGCUUUUACGGCCAAGGGAACAUGUUGUCAGACUAGUAAAAUUGUCUCCAAAAUACAUAGCUCCCUGUCCUUUAUGUCCUUUUGUGACAUUUACAGUUGUUUUCGACAUCAUUUUUGUUUUGUAAGCAGUUGCUAGGAGCACUUGUGGGUGCCAUUUUUGGGAGACGAAGUACCACUGAGUGAAGAAAUCCUUGUUUGGAUGUACGUACUGCUUGCAAAAAGAGGAUGAAAGAUCCUUUCACGCUCCAUCCAUCUUUCAAGCACUCUUGAGAAAAAUAAUACCAUCUUUAAAUAUUGUUCCUAAAGCUUCCAUCUUUCGUAAGGCGAAAACCGGAGCUUAUAAAACUGGCACUUUUUCUUAAGCUUGGUUAUUACAACAACAAUUAAAAAUUCAUUCUACGUACCCUAUAUUUGCCUUGAUCAAUUUCCGUGUUUCUUAGCAAAUGUUUUGAGUGACCUGUUUUUUUUCCAAUUUGAGUGUUCCUUCUUCGACUUCAAAAAUUAAAUAAAAUGAUGGAAUGAAAAUUUGC
This is a messenger RNA of Tigriopus californicus, 2994 nucleotides long. RefSeq names its product tubulin alpha chain-like. Gene Ontology annotation, cellular component: microtubule; cytoplasm. Lineage: Eukaryota; Metazoa; Arthropoda; Copepoda; Harpacticoida; Harpacticidae. Gene Ontology annotation, molecular function: structural constituent of cytoskeleton; GTP binding. The record is from RefSeq and is a predicted model, not a curated record. The transcript has 3 exons. Gene Ontology annotation, biological process: microtubule cytoskeleton organization; mitotic cell cycle. Bases 158 to 1786 code for a protein of 542 amino acids.